Molecule: messenger RNA, 2486 nt
Organism: Hydractinia symbiolongicarpus
Lineage: Eukaryota; Metazoa; Cnidaria; Hydrozoa; Anthoathecata; Hydractiniidae
Product: RNA-binding protein 5-like
Exons: 21
Coding region: 35-2272 (745 amino acids)
Biological process (GO): mRNA splicing, via spliceosome
Cellular component (GO): nucleus
Molecular function (GO): RNA binding
Source: RefSeq, a predicted model, not a curated record
CAUUAAAAGUGGUGUUUAUCUUGUUUGUUUUAGCAUGAAUAAUUAUAAUGGAAUGAUAACCAUGUAUGAAGGAACUAGCAAUAGAACUAGACAACAUGAAUAUGCACCAGGUUACUCUGCAGCCAGCCAUGAAUAUAAGGAUUAUCAAAAUCGAUCCAGAUCCCCAAGAGAUCAUUCUCCUAGAAGAAAAUCAAAUCGGUCUCUAUCUCCACUAAUAAAUCAACGUGUUUACGAUGGCUUUGUUUGUGAUGAUAAAAACAGUUACAGCAGUUUUCCACAGGAUAAUUAUAAUAAGAAUUCCAGUAGAGACAGUGAAAGAGAUGAUCGUAGUUAUCGAGACACUAACAAAGAUCACCGUAGUGAUGAAAGGAGAUAUGGAAGAGAUAGAAGACGUUCUCGGUCAAGAGAUAGAUCGCGUUCAUCAAGAGAUGGCAGAGAACGACGUGACACUUCAAGAGAACGUAGAAACUCGGAUGAGGAUCGCUAUAGUGACCGAUCUGGGAGAAAGCAACAAGAUAGGGAAUAUGGCUACCGUAGUUCAGAUGUAUAUAAAUAUGAUUCCAAUCCUUCAUCAACAGUUAUUGUGCAAAAUUUAGGACUGGAAGCAACGGAGCAGAAGAUCGAAGAUCAUUUGCGUUUAAGUGGAGUUGUUGCAAAUCAUGUUGCUAUAAUACGUGACCGAAAUAAUGGCAAGAGUAAAGGAUAUGGAUUUGUGGAAUUUAAUGAUGUUGACACAGCAGAGAAGUGGCUAAACUUGACAAAAAGACGUAUUAUUAUUGAUGGUCGACCUGUUCAAUUAGACUUUAGCAAGUCAAAGAAAAGUGAAUUGUCUUCCUCUCCAUCUGUUAUUCCUGAUUGGAACUGUUUUCAGUGCAAUGCUGUAAAUUUUGGAAGUCGCAAAAGACAUGAAAAACAAGUGACGUGUUUUCGCUGUGGUGUAGUGCAAAACGAUGAGAACAGUCAGUAUAGUAAACAGCAAACGAAGGAACGUAGCAGUAGUGACAUCUUGAAUCUGGAACCCUGCAAUGUUUUAAUGAUACGUGGCAUGGCAUUUUCAACAACUGAAGACGAAAUUCGCUACGCUAUCACAAAGCUCACCACAAGAGCUGUUUACGAUGUCCGACUGAUAAAAGAUAAAGUUACUAAUAUGUCACGUGGUUUUGCUUUUGUUGAGCUCGGAAACGUAGAGGAUGCAAGUGAACUUCUUGAAAAAAUAGAACAUUCUGAUUUUCCAUUCGAGAUUGAUAAUCGCAGGAUAUCUGCUGGUUAUGCUAGGCAUGGAUUUGCUGCACCCCCGAGUAGCAAGAAGGGAAGGUCCAGCUUGGUAAGCAAUAAAACUGCUGCAGAAAAUGCUGUUGCUCAAGCUUCUGCGGCACAAGCUACUGCUGAGUACUCCCAAAGUAUGGCUGAUUUAUACAUGUCGACAGGUACGAACGAAACCUUCGCACACAGAGGUGCAGUUAAACAAUCAUAUAACACUACAGGACAACAAACUGGCCAAGCUCCUCAACCUGUCUCCUCAUAUGUAUACGAUCCGACUUCUGGGUAUUAUUACGACUCAAGUACAGGUUUAUAUUACGACGCUAAUACUGGGUAUUAUUACAACGGCACCACUGGUCAAUUUCUGUAUUGGAACGGUAGUAAAUAUCAAGUUGUAAACUCAGACGGCACGAUUUCUGCUGAUGCUACUAACACUAACGUCACAGCACAGCCUGAACAAAAAAACGAAAGCUCAGAAAAAGAAAAAGUAAAUAUCUCUGGUCAAAAGCCAAAGAAUGCUCGAAAGAUCGCCAAAGAUAUGGAACGCUGGGCGAAGAAAAUGAACACCGCGACUGAAGCGAAAAAAACUGCAGUGAAACAAGCGCAAGAUGAAUUGAGAGCGCUCGAACAAAAAGAAGAAGAGCUUCGUAAACAAAUUGUGCAAGAAAAAGCGGUCACUAGUAUUUUAGGACAAGUUGCGGCCAACAAGGAUGGUAUCCGUUCUCUGUUCGUACCUGAUGAUGAAGACGAAGUUUCGGUGUUACAACUUGGAUCGUCCCUGUCGUCAAAUAGCUCCACAAAGCUGGGCUCCAAUGUAAUUGCGGCGACUGAUUUACCGGAAGAUGAUGAUGAUGAUUUUGUCGACGAAACCAAAUUUGUUGAUCAAGUUAAAAUGGCUUGCUUGCUUUGUAAACGACAAUUUCCGAGUAAAGAAGUGCUGACGAAGCAUUUGCAAAUAUCGCAACUCCAUCAGCAAAAUUUGGAGAAGUACCAAUCGUCAAGAAAGACUUGAAAGAAACUAAAGAUGACGGAAUAUCAAGAUCACCGGAAGCUGUGUUCAGAUUGAGUCGAGGUUGAUCAAUUUUCGACGGUUUCACUUACCAACUUUCCAACAAUUUGCGAAACGAUGCCUCGACAUUUAGCCGGAGAGAAUUACCGCGACUUUCAUAGAUUUUAUAGAGAUUUGUAAUUUGCAGUGUAAAAAGAAAGAAGCUAAAAGUUAAAAA